Messenger RNA from Rhipicephalus sanguineus (brown dog tick), 2734 nucleotides. Its product is annotated as sodium-coupled monocarboxylate transporter 2. Gene Ontology annotation, cellular component: membrane. NCBI's taxonomy places the organism in Eukaryota, Metazoa, Arthropoda, Arachnida, Ixodida, Ixodidae. The record is from RefSeq and is a predicted model, not a curated record. Gene Ontology annotation, molecular function: symporter activity. The transcript is spliced from 15 exons. Gene Ontology annotation, biological process: transmembrane transport; sodium ion transport. Bases 131 to 1903 code for a protein of 590 amino acids.
GGUGGCCAAAGACGCAGCGGGGCCUGAGCGGGGCUGACUGUAAACGCGAUCGCUGUCGCCCGCUGAAAAUCGACGCCGCUCGACAACACCGCAGGGAUCCUCAUCGCCGCCUCGCACAACGGGGGGAGGAAUGUCGGCCGUGAACGUGGAGCACGUCACCUUCGGCGUGCUGAUGGCCGCCAACCUGGGGCUCGGCCUGUACUUCGCCUUCUCGCGGCGGGCCCGCAAGGCGUCCACGGCCGACGAGGUGUUCCUCGGGAGCCGCAGCAUGGGCACGCUGCCGCUGGCCGUGUCCGUGCUCGCCUCCAUGAUCUCGGCGAUCGGCGUCAUCGGCUUCGGGGCUCACUACUACGCGCACGGAUUUCACUACGCCUGGAGCCUGGUGUCGGCGCCGCUUCUCGUGCCCGUCGUCACGCUCGUCGUCAUUCCCGUACUCUACAAGCUGCGCGUCACGUCCGUCUUCGAGUACCUGCGCCUUCGAUACGGGAACAAAGUAGGACUGGGUGCCUGCGCCAUCUAUUUAUUUCUCAGCCAAACCAUUGGCGCUGUGGCACUGUUCUCGGCAUCCGUAGCUGCAGCCACAGUCUUUCACCUACCCAUACAAUGGACUACGUUGGGCAUCGGAGUAGCAGGAACCGUCUAUACGGCAUUGGGCGGGCUUCGAGGCGUCGUGUGGACAGACUGCGUGCAGGCCUUCUUAAUCCUGAUGGCACCUGUGACAGUCAUUGGAAAAAUCAUCUACGACUCGAGACGUACGGACGUUUUGCUGAGGCCCCUGAGUGACAUAAACAUGAAGGAGUACGCUUUCAGGAUGAACCUCGACUUCACGAAUGACGAAAACUUUUGGGCUUGCUUUCUUGGCCUGCUCGUCCACAAUCUUCUUCGCACCGGCAUCGAUCAGAGCGUCGUCCAGAGGUACAUGGCGUCCAGGACUAUCAAGGAAGCGCAAAGAACGAUGUGCAUUGGAGUCUUCCUGAACAUCAUCUACAUGAUUGUCAUCGGAGUGAUGGCGAUGGCCUUGAUUUACUGGUUCCGAGACUGCGAUCCCUUAUUGACCGGCGAAAUUAAGAAGUACGAUGAGAUUCUGCCUUACUAUGUGAAGCAACACCUCUUCAGUUUUCCGUGUUUUUCUGGUCUUUUCCUAACUGGCGUCGUCAGCGCAGCCACAAGCACGAUAUCCUCUAUUAUCAAUUCUCAAGCCGCUGUGUGCUACAUGGACGUUGUCUCUAUGUUCGUCAAACUCGAAGAUCAUACGGCCAGCCACUUCACAAAGGGACUAGCAUUUCUUUUCGGAAUCCUCAUGACCAUCUACUCAAUGAUUGUGCCCUACUUGGGAUCAGCAGUUCGGGUGGUUGUUGUGAUGCACAAUGGAGCUUCCGGUCCAUUUGUCGGGAUGUUUCUCUUGGCGUUCUUAUUUCCUUGGGCAAACAGCAAGGGUGUGGUUGCAGGCACGCUCCUCACAACGGCUCUGCAGUUCUGGCAAAUGUUUGGAAAGAUCUAUUACGGGAUCAGAGCACCCAUGAUGCCAGUCAGCACGGACUACUGCCCCGCUAACUCAACUAUGACAAUAGACGCGAUGCGUACGUCAUCCUACUCCGCUGCUCACAGCAAUGCCGAUGUGUUCCCGUUGUACCGUUUCUCGUCGAACUGGGGUGUCUUGGCUUCUGCGGGACUCACAAUACUCAUCGGCCUGGUCGUCAGCCUUCUCACAGGCGGAAGAGAAGUUAAUGAGAAACACACACAGUUGACGAGUGAUAUUUUCGUCUCUUUAUGGAGGAAAUUGGGCCUGCUUCCCCGAUACGAAAAGGCAAAGAUCGCCGAGAUUUUACCUAUAGAUGACGACGACUCAACGUCAGACACGAAGACGACCUUGACUCUACUGGGCAACGAGAGCUUUGUAUAGAAACGAAGGAUUAGAAUUCAACACGACGAUUCGCACUCUGUUAUGUCACACAGGCCACACAUUGGUGAUCCUUUCUGCUUUUAACUAGUAACUAUUACGCUGGAGUCAUGGAGCAAGAAACAUUUAGGAGGUGAUACCCCCGUCAGUACGGGCGUGCGGGGGCGACCAGCUAAUAGUCUUUUAGCAAGUUAAGAAAAUACGGUACGCAAAUACGAUACGGUAUUACGGUACCGCUCCUCCUUUCUCGCUCGUUGUGAUUUUGCCCUCCUAAUUCCAGUGAAGGCACCCCAACACCACAAAACAUUUUUCAAAGAUGGUUGUGGGCUUGUGACGCCUCAUAGUUGCCUCUCAGCCUGCGCAUUGUUAACGAGGAACCGUUCGUUCAGGAGAUGCACUGUCACUAGAACUGGGAGAGGCCUAAGCAUAACGAGCGAGAAAGGAGGAGCGCUACGGUAAGGCCUUACCGUAUUUGCGUACCGUAUUUCCGUAACAUGCUAAAAGACUCUGUUGUCACAAGAAUAGUAUGCGCCGGCGGGGGCACAUCAAGUGGCGGUGCCUUGCGGCGCGAAGCGGCAGCCACGGAAAGCGAAAAAAAAAAAAAUGUGAAAGGCCGGUCGAGUACUUCCGCACGCGCUCUCUUCGGCGACGUUUUUGAGGAAACGACACCGACGUUGCUGUUGUUAGUCUACCCUUCGCCGUUGACAUUACGCUGCUCGGCGAAAGGAAUGUGCCGAUGCAGAGGAGGUGGGGGAGGAGGCGACCAAUGCCAGGCCUCGCUGGGCGCGAGAAGCAGAGGCGCGGUGGCGACGAGGCGACCGUUUAUGGUUAAGG